Trifolium pratense (red clover) is the source of this 5174-nucleotide messenger RNA. RefSeq lists its product as uncharacterized. Gene Ontology annotation, molecular function: nucleic acid binding. The record is from RefSeq and is a predicted model, not a curated record. The transcript is spliced from 2 exons. Lineage: Eukaryota; Viridiplantae; Streptophyta; Magnoliopsida; Fabales; Fabaceae. Gene Ontology annotation, biological process: DNA integration. The coding region runs from base 33 to 5174 and encodes 1713 amino acids.
UGUUUGCUUCGGAUUCUGAACUUGAUUUUGAAAUGGCUGAUAAUAGAACCUUAAGGCAAUUAGCUGCUCCUGAUGUGAAUUAUAAUGGCUUGUGUAUUGAAUAUGAUGCUGCUGCUGUUCCUUUUGAAUUAAAAUCAGGUUUAAUACACUUGUUGCCCAAGUUUAGUGGUCUUGCAGGUGAGGAUCCGCACAAACAUCUGAAAGAAUUCCAAGUGGUGUGUUCUACACCACUUAAGCCUGAAGGGAUCACUGAAGAUCACAUCAAACUUCGAGCUUUUCCUUUUUCAUUGCAGGGUGCAGCGAAGGAUUGGAUAUAUUAUCUCGAGCCAAACUCAAUUGCAAGCUGGACUGCCCUGAAAAAAGUGUUCUUGGAAAGAUAUUUUCCUGCUUCCAGAGCUGCCUCAAUAAGAAAGGAGAUUUGUGGCGUUAGACAAGGUAAUGAGUCGCUGACCGAGUAUUGGGAGAGGUUCAAACACUUGGUAUCCAGCUGCCCUCAACACCAGAUUACCGAGCAACUCCUCAUCCAAUACUUUUAUGAGGGGUUGUUACCAAUGGACAGGAACAUUCUUGAUGCUGCUAGUGGUGGAGCGCUAGUCGAUAAAACUCCAGCCGCUGCCAAAGCCCUCAUUGAAAACAUGUCUCUUAAUUCUCAACAGUUUACCACUAGAGACAAUUCUGUUCAAAGCGUGAAUCAAAUGCAGGUUUCUUCCAACAAAGCUCUAGAGACCAGACUUGACGAUCUCACCACCUUAGUCAAGCAGUUGGCAUUAGUAAAACCUCAAACAACAACUUUGUGCGGUAUUUGUACCUCUCCUGAGCACCCGACCGACACCUGUCCCAUUCUGAGAGACGAGUCCAUUACUGAGCUGCCACAAGCUUAUGCAGCCAACCUUUACAACCAAAACAGGUACAACAACACUCCUGACCUAUCCACCAACAAAUAUCAUCCCAGUUGGAGGAACCAUCCCAACCUUCGAUAUGGAAACCCACAAACCAGCCAACAACAGAAUCCACCUCAAGCUGUUGCCUCUACACCUUCCGGACCAUCCUUAGAGGAUCUUGUUAAACAAAUGUCCGUGAACAACCUCCAGUUCCAACAAAGGACCGAUGCUAGCAUUCAGACCUUGACAACACAGAUGGGACAAAUGGCCAAUGCAAUAGGCCAAUUACAAGCUCAAGGCUCCGGUAACCUUCCUGCACAAUCAGUUCCGAACCCAAAUGGGAAUGUGAGUGCAAUUACCUUGCGAUCCGGAAGAGUGACCGAACCAGCUCCAGCUCCAGAGAAAAGAAAAAAAACCAUUGCAACAUCAUCUGUUCCUGAACCUGCUGAACCUUCUGCGACCGCUGAGACUGCUGAGACUGAAAAAGCAUAUGUGCCACCAAUCCCUUUUCCUCAAAGGGUGCAGAAAAAUAAAAAGAAUAAGGCGGAAGAAGACAAGGAGAUUCUUGAUGUAUUCAGCAAAGUAGCAGUCAAUAUUCCUCUCCUCGAUGUGAUCAAGCAGAUUCCGAAAUAUGCAAAAUUCUUGAAGGAUUUGUGCACAAACAAGAGGAAAGUAAAGGGAAAUGAGAGAGUUAAUCUGGGCCGAAAUGUUUCAGCCCUUAUUGAGUCUAAUGCUGCACUCGAACCUGAGCCUGAAAAAGCUAAUGUCUCGGCCCUCAAUCAGGCCAUGCCACAGAAAUGCAAGGAUCCAGGAACUUUCUCUAUUCCGUGUACCAUUGGGGAUAGAAAAUUCGAAAAUUGCAUGUUAGAUUUAGGAGCUUCUAUUAAUGUCAUGCCUACUUCUAUUUUUAACAAUCUUGAUCUUGGUCCUUUGCAGCAUACAGGUCUUACUAUUCAGCUAGCAAACAGGAGCAAUGCUCGCCCUGUUGGAGUGGUGGAAGAUGUGCUAGUUCAAGUUAAUGACUUGAUUUUCCCUGCAGAUUUUUACAUCCUUGACAUGGCUGGAGAAACAGAGUCAAGCAGAUCGCCGAUCAUCUUGGGCAGACCAUUCAUGAAGACGGCAAAGACAAAAAUCGACGUUGAUGAUGGGACCAUGUCCAUGGAAUUUGGUGACAUCGUUGCAAAGUUUAAUAUUUUCGAUGCUAUGAAAUACCCUUUAGAAGAGCACUCUGUUUUUCAAUUAGAACUGCUUUCUGAAAUUGUUGAUGAAUUUCAUUCUGAUUUGUGUUCAGCUGAUGAUUACUCAUGUGAUGUUUGUACCGAUACUAACCUCUGUGUUGGUUGUGCUGAGUUUAAUUUGCAGGGCGAAGGAGAAGUUGUCAAUGAGGCUGCCAAUGAAGUUGUUUACGCAGUUGAAACUCUUGACAUUCCGACUGUUCCAACAAAACCAUCCAUAGAACAACCACCAUCCUUGGAGCUUAAACCACUUCCUGAGAACCUGAAAUAUGCUUACUUGGAGAGUAAUGAAAAACUCCCUGUUAUUAUCUCUUCUAACCUUGAUUUCGAUCAAGAACACAAACUUUUGCAGGUCCUGAAGAAGCACAAGAAAGCAAUCGGGUGGACAUUAGCCGACCUUCCAGGUAUUAGUCCAUCGAUGUGCAUGCACAGGAUUCUACUUGAGGAUGGAUCCAAAACAGUAAGGCAGCCCCAAAGGAGGCUUAAUCCUUUGAUUCUUGAUGUUGUGAAGAAGGAGGUAACCAAACUCUUGCAAGCAGGUAUAAUUUAUCCUAUCUCUGACAGUAAGUGGGUAAGCCCAGUGCAGGUUGUACCUAAGAAAUCUGGACUUACAGUGGUGAAAAAUGAAAAAAAUGAACUUGUUCCCACUAGAGUUCAGAACAGCUGGAGAGUUUGUAUUGAUUACAGGAGAUUGAACCAGGCUACGAGAAAGGAUCACUUCCCUUUACCGUUCAUUGACCAAAUGCUUGAACGGCUAGCUGGUAAAUCACAUUAUUGUUUUCUUGAUGGUUUUUCAGGUUAUUUUCAAAUUCAUAUUGCACCGGAAGAUCAAGAGAAGACCACUUUUACCUGUCCCUUCGGUACUUUUGCUUACAGGAGGAUGCCCUUUGGUCUUUGCAAUGCUCCUGGCACUUUCCAGCGAUGCAUGAUUAGCAUUUUUUCUGAUUUCAUUGAAAACUGCAUGGAAGUCUUUAUGGACGAUUUCACUGUCUAUGGUUCCUCUUUUGAUGCAUGCUUGAACAGUUUAGAAAAAGGAAUUUCUGUUGACCCUGCUAAGAUUGAUGUGAUUUCUACACUGCCUUACCCGUCUUGCGUUCGCGAGAUUCGUUCUUUUCUUGGUCAUGCAGGUUUUUACAGGCGUUUCAUCAAGGAUUUCAGCAAGAUAGCUCUUCCGCUGUCAAACUUGUUGAAGAAUGAUGUUACUUUCAGCUUCGAUGACAAGUGCAAACAAGCGUUUGACUUCUUGAAGAAAGCAUUGACCUCCGCUCCCAUAAUCCAGCCCCCUGACUGGACCCUCCCUUUUGAGCUUAUGUGUGAUGCUUCUAAUUAUGCUGUUGGAGCUGUCCUUGCACAAAGAAUUGACAAGGCUGCCCAUGUUAUUUACUAUGCUUCUAGGACUUUAGAUUCUGCACAGUCAAAUUACACUACCACUGAAAAAGAACUGCUAGCUAUUGUUUUUGCUCUUGAUAAAUUCAGAUCUUAUUUGCUAGGUUCCAAGGUUGUUGUUUUUACUGACCAUGCAGCUUUGAAAUACUUGCUGAAGAAGCCGGAUGCAAAACCGAGAUUGAUCCGAUGGAUGUUGUUGCUCCAAGAGUUUAAUGUAGAGAUUAAAGACAAGAGUGGAGCUGAGAACUUAGUGGCUGACCACUUGAGCAGGAUAGAGAGAGAUGAAGAUCCUUUUCCUAUUCAGGAUGAUUUUCCUGAUGAGCAGUUGUUUCUUUUACAUGGUAUUACACCUUGGUUUGCUGACAUUGUUAAUUUUCUUGUUGCUGGUGUUUUUCCUACAGGUGCAUCGAGAUCACAGGUUCAUAAACUCAAGAGUGAUGCCAAAUAUUAUGUUUGGGAUGAUCCAUAUCUAUGGAAGUUUGGUAGUGAUCAGGUAAUCAGAAGAUGUGUCCCCGACAAUGAGAUUGAAUCUAUUUUGAAAUUUUCUCAUGCAUCUCAAGUCGGCGGACACUUUGGUCCGCAAAGAACUGCGAGAAAAGUACUUGAUUCAGGUUUCUAUUGGCCAACUAUUUUUAAGGAUGCUUAUGAGACUUACCGCACUUGUAAAGAGUGCCAAAUAGCAGGCACAAACAUCACUCGCAAGAGUGAAAUGCCUCAGCAGCCUAUGCUUUUCUGUGAGGUUUUUGAUGUAUGGGGAAUCGACUUCAUGGGUCCCUUUCCCGUAUCAUUUGGUUUUCUUUAUAUUUUGCUUGCUGUUGAUUAUGUUUCAAAGUGGGUGGAAGCUAUCCCCACUAGGACUAAUGAUUCUAGAGUUGUUGCAGAUUUUGUCAGGUCUAAUAUCUUUUGUAGGUUUGGAAUACCGCGAGCUAUCAUCAGUGACCAAGGCACUCAUUUCUGCAACCGCACCAUGGAAGCUUUGCUCCGAAAGUAUGGAGUUGUGCACAGAGUCUCUACUGCAUAUCACCCACAGACGAAUGGGCAAGCUGAGGUCUCAAACAGGGAGAUCAAACAGGUUUUAGAGAAAAUGGUGCAGCCAAACAGGAAGGACUGGAGUCGUCGUCUAGAAGACGCACUUUGGGCUCAAAGAACAGCUUUCAAGACACCCAUUGGGAUGUCUCCUUAUCGACUUGUUUUUGGUAAGGCAUGCCAUCUACCUGUUGAGGUAGAACACCGUGCUUAUUGGGCGGUGAAAAGUUGUAAUUUUGAGUUGCAACAAGCAGGUAUUGAAAGAAAACUCCAAUUACAACAGCUGGAAGAGCUUAGAUUAGAGGCUUAUGAAAGCUCUAGGAUUUAUAAAGAGAAAACUAAGCACUUCCAUGAUAAAAUGAUUUCUAGGAAGGAAUUUUCUGUGGGCCAACAGGUUUUAUUGUUUAACUCCCGCCUAAAAGUAAUGGCUGGGAAACUUCGAUCCCGGUGGAUUGGCCCUUUUGUUGUUACUAAUGUUUUCCCUCAUGGUGCAGUAGAAAUAAAAAGUGCAGGUACUAACAAGGUGUUUAAAGUAAACGGACAGCGACUGAAGCUGUUCCAUGAAAGCUCAGUGCCUGAAGAAGAGGGACAUGUUGAAGAGCUCUCCUUGGAGAAGCCUUCCUACACCCCAAAUGCUACACCUUAG